AAUGGAUACACAAGAUAGGGUUGAGAUGAGGAUGAUAUUCAGGUGUGAAUCAACCAAGCCUGAAGAAAGAAUCAUCCUAGUUGGCUCACUGCCAGAAUUGGGUUCGUGGGACCCUUCCAAAGGAGUCAAGCUAUUAACUGAUGCUACUUGUUUUCCCUUUUGGAGUGGUACAAUUCACAUUCCAACAAUGAGCACCUUUGAAUAUAAAUAUGUGAUAGUCAAUUCCAUAAAUAACACUGUAAGCAGAUGGGAAGAAUUGCCAGACAAUGGUAACAGAAUACUUACUGUGAAGCAAAAAGGAAUUUUCUCUGUUGAGGAGCAGGAAGGAUCAAGGCAUAUCCAAAUAAAAAUGAUUAAACUAACCAAGAGUAUAUCUAGCAUCUUCAAAAAUAGGCUUAGCCAAUUCAGUAGGGAUAAGCCUAAAUAAGAAGCUUACUAAAAUAAGAUCUCAUGAUUUUAAUUCAGACCCAAAGCAUCAAGUAAAGUUUGCAGAAACCUUUGCCACCUCAGUUCCAAGGAAGAAGACUAAUUUAGAAGAAGAAAAGCAAACUGCUGUAUUAGAAGAGAGAAAUGAAAAAUCAGAAAAUUCUUUAGAGAAAGAUAGGCUAAAUCUGAUGAGCAAGAAACAAAAGUCUUUCUACAACCUCCAAGAACUAAAGCUUGGCCAGAAUAAGUUAAUUGAUGAAAUGGACUCAUCUUCUGAAGAAGAUGAGCACCAUCGGAAAGCAUCAGGAGUUGUCAGGAACCUCAAGGAUUUAGAGAUGAAGGUCCUUAGUGUCCAAGAUUUUACAAAGUUGGAAAAUUUAGAUUCAAACGCAGUUCAGAAAAAUGAGAGUCAGGCUCCUGCAGUCAAAUUAGACACAGAUUAUUCAAAGGGAUUUGAAGAUGCUCAUUCCUCUAAGCAUGAAUUUGAACUAACAGAGAAAGAGUUUGUAAUAAUGGUAUCUAUGAUUCUCCCAUUGAAAAUAUCCAAAGACCCAACAGGAAAGAUUUCUCUUGUCCCUAGCUCCUCCCUUCUUUACUCAAAGCUAUAUGAUAGAGAUCCUGGAUCAAAAGUUGAAGAGUGGUGGAUUGGAUGGGCAGCUUAUCACCCUAAAGACGAUAAAGAGAAGGAAGAAAUCACCAAUCUUCUACGUGAAAAGAGAUGCAUGCCAAUUUUUUUUGAAAAAGAAGUCAUAGCUGAGUUUUAUAAUUUCUAUGAAAGACAAGUAAUCCCCCUUUUCCACAAUUUCAAAACUCAUUAUGAGCACAAAGAGUCUUAUGACCAGUUUGAUGACUGGAAUUGAUAUAGAGAAGUUAACCAAAUAUUCGCUGAUUUUAUUGUAGAGUUCAUUAAUAACGAAGUUUAUCCAAAGAAGAAAAAUCCUAUCAUCUGGGUGAACAAUCAGCAUUUCAUCAUGGUGCCUCGCUACUUAAGAGAAAAUAACAUUGAUACAUGUAUUGGGCUUUUCCUGCAUUGUCCAUUCCCUGCUAGUGAGAUCUUCAGACUCAUUCCAUACAGAGAAAGACUUCUCAAAUCUCUGCUAAAUUGUGACUGAAUUGGCUUCCACUCCUUUGAAUAUGCAAGAAACUUCUUUACUAUCUGUAAAAGAAUUUUAAAUGUGGACUUCGAGUUCAGAAGAAGUGGCCAAAUAGGUAUUGAUUAUAAUGGAAGAAAUGUUUCGCUAGUUAUUGCUCAUGUAGGAGUCUCAUAUGACUCAAUCUACAAUCAUGUCCAUUCUCCAGCAUUCAAGAGGUUAUUAAAGACUUGUAAAAGAAAGACAAAGACCAUAAUUUCCUCAAUUGAUACAUUGACUCAUAUUGCUGGGAUUAAAGAGAAAUUCCUUGCUUUCCAAAAGCUACUCAGGAUGAACCCAGCACUAGCUGGCGAAUGUAAAUUGAUCCAGUACCUCGACCCUAUCUCUGUUGGAAAGGAAUUCAAAGUAAAGGAAUACAAGGACAUCAUCACCAAGAUUAAAGAUGAUAUUAAAAAGGAGUUUGGAUCAAAGGUCAUUUCCGUAAAAUAUGAAGUUCUCACGGAAAAAUAAGAGGAUUCUCCUCUGGGCUAGGACCAACAUCCUCUUCAAUUGAACUCUCAGAGGAGGUCUGAGACUUCCCUCUCUAGAGUAUAUAGCAACCAGAUGAUCCCUGAAAAAGGAGAGUAACUCCCUUAUUGUUCUCUCAGAAUUUGCAGGAGGAAUUAGAGCGCUUGGAGGAGUCUUAAAAUGUAAUCCUCACAGCUUGAAAGAAACCUCAAAUAUUCUUGAAAGAGCAAUGAGUAUGGACAAGAAAGAAAAACAUAAGAGGAUGAGAAAUAUGCUGCAAUAUGUCCUCAAGCAUUCAACUCUAAGCUGGGCAAACCAGUUUUUAAGAGAUUUGAAAUGCUCUCACGAAACAACAGAAUCUUCUCUAUUCCUGGGGAUAGAGUCAGAGGUUGUCAAGCACAGAUUGAUUCAUCGAAAGAAUACAAAACCAUUAGAUCAUGAAGCUUUCUUAAAUGCUUAUGAGAACACCUCAAAAAGACUUAUAAUGAUCGACACUCACGGGAUUGAUAGUAUGCAAGGAAAGGCGACUGCAAAUGAUUUCAAUUUCAGCCACCCAGAGAUUUCAGAUAAAGCUAUUCAUUUACUAGACUCUCUUUCCAGAGAAGUAGAGAAUAAAGUAUGGAUUAUUGGCCCUGAUGGAAAAUAACCAGCUAGACCUUAUCAUUAAGAAGAGUGAUAGGUAUGAUGAAACCAGCUCUAAAAAGACAAGAGAAAACAAGUGGGAUAGAUUACUGAAAGAAUUAGAUAAUUCAUGGAUUGAAGAAGCUAAAAGAAUCAUGAAAGUUUACUGUGAAUCAGUUGAUGGCUCUUUCAUUGAAGAGCAUGAAAGCACGAUCAUGUGGAAUUUUAGCAUAGUAGAUUCUGAAUAUGGAAACUCUGCUGCAAAACAAAUGAAACUUGAUCUUCAAGAAACCUUAAAAUAUUUUAACAUUGAGGUUUGUAUCGGAAAGGGAUAUCUUGAAGCAAGAAACAAAAAUAUUAAAGAAAUCGUUGUAAACAAGAUCCUUAAAGGUUAUUCCAGAACUGCCGACAUUGACUUUAUCCUAUACAUAGGAGACGAUAAUUCAAAUGAAGAAAUUUUCUCUUUGUUAAAAGACCAGACAAAGAUGAAUGAAUAUUGCACCAAGAAUUUCACAUCUUUUCUCUGCACUAUUGGAAAGAGACCUACUAAAGCCAAAUAUUAUAUCGAAGACCUUGAGCAUUUACUGAAAGAACUUUUUGACAAUCAGAAGUCAAUUAAAUCCGAAAGCAUUCAAUAAUA
Molecule: messenger RNA, 3285 nt
Organism: Moneuplotes crassus
Lineage: Eukaryota; Ciliophora; Spirotrichea; Euplotida; Euplotidae
Source: the annotation of a GenBank genome assembly